Messenger RNA from Plasmodium cynomolgi strain B, 1800 nucleotides. Its product is annotated as zinc-finger domain containing protein. Bases 1 to 1800 code for a protein of 599 amino acids. Gene Ontology annotation, cellular component: cytoplasm; nucleus. The transcript is spliced from 2 exons. Gene Ontology annotation, molecular function: zinc ion binding. The record is from RefSeq and is a predicted model, not a curated record. Lineage: Eukaryota; Apicomplexa; Aconoidasida; Haemosporida; Plasmodiidae.
AUGGAAACCACCGCGAAUAACCAGACAGCGCCUCUGAAGGAAGAGGCUGACAUAAGCCCCGUGGAUGAAACUAUCCAAGUUCGAUCCAUGUGCAUGAAUUGUGAGCAAGAAGGAAUAAACAAAAUAGCAAAAUUGAACAUCCCGUAUUUCAAAAAUGUAUUAAUACAUUCAUUUGAGUGCGGAUUUUGCAACUACAGAAAUAAUGUUAUUCAAGAUUUAAAUACGAUAAAGGAUAAAGGAGUAAAAAUAAUUUUUAAAAUUAGCCAACGUGAGCAUAUGGAUAGACAACUGAUUAAGUCUGAGUAUGGAGUGUUGAAGAUUCCACAAAUUGACUUUGAGAUUCCGAAGGAAACACAAAAGGGGUCCAUCAAUACCAUCGAGGGUUUUCUGCAGACCGCCCUGAGCAACCUCACCGAGUAUCUCGGAAAUUUGAAGCGCAUGUACUGUGAGGCCAAUGGGCUCCCAGAAGGGGCAGCCAUCGAGGGGGCUCACUCGCAGUCAGGCCAAGGCCCCAAUGGGGAGCAUGGCUCAGAUGAUGCGCACAACGUGGAAGGAGAAAUUACCAGUAAGCGUGAACGUGGAGAAGGCGCUCGUGGAGAGGACGCACCAGCAACAGAACAAACUUGUCAGGAGGACAAACCUGCCGAUGCUAAUCAGCAGGGCCAACAAAUGACCAUAGAAAGUUACAUAAAGCUAAUCGAGUCCACAGUUCAUAAGCUGUCCAGCUAUGUGGUGUCGAAGGAACCGAUUUUCACUAUCGAAAUUGUUGACCCGUCAGGACUGAGCUCCCUGGAGCACUACGAUGAAGAUCUGCAAAAAGGCAUCGUCACGGUGGAGCAUUACAAACGAAGCAAACAGGAGUUAAACGAAAUGGGGUUUUAUGAAGAAGACUUUGAGGGUAAAAAUGAGGGGGUUAAUUUGGAGUCAAAUGGAGGCAAAGAAAAGGAGGACCAUGUAGUGGAAAAAGUUAAGAAGGAAAACUUCGAUUUUAUUAAGAAGUAUAUCCACAUGGAUGACGCUGCGGGUAGUGGUAUGAGUAGCAGAGUAAGUAGCAGCGUGAACGGCCACGCCGCCGUGCGGUAUGAAAACAUAAGCGAAGAGGAGGAGGGGAAGCUAAUAGAGUCGUUCACGUCUAAUUGCCCCUGCUGCAACUACAUGGGCGCCAACAAUUUCUGCGAAAUUAAUAUACCAGGUUUUAAGAAGUGCCUAAUUAUGUCCUAUGUGUGCGGGAACUGCAACUUCAAAACGAGCGAAAUUAAGAGCAGCGGGGAGAUCAAUCCCAAAGGGAAGAAAAUCACCCUCACUGUAAGAAGUAAAAGUGACUUAAAUCGAUUCGUAAUCAAGUCAGAAACGGCAUCUAUUCAUAUCCCCAUUGUGGAUCUCACGUCGGAUUACGGAACUCUCGGUGGUUCUCUCACCACCGUCGAGGGGCUGAUUCUGAAAAUAAUCGAGUCUUUGGAGGAUAAAUUUAAGUUCCUACUUGGGGAUUCUAGCACGAACACCCACGGGCACGACCAAGGGGGGUAUCAAACAAACGAUAAUGCACUUCCGACAAGCCAAAUAAACAAUGACGAAUCGAUCACAAGUAAAAUAAAAAGUCUAAUUGCGAAUUUGUACAAGUUGUGCAAAACGGAGGAAUUGUGCCCUUUCGAUAUUGUGAUUGACGAUAUUGCAUCGAACAGCUACAUAUCAAGUGAUGACAUUACACAUGAUGAAAAUUUAAAAGAAGAGGAAUACGAAAGAACGUUUGAGCAAAAUGACGUGCUAGGCCUCACAUCAAUGAACACGGAAAAUUACUGA